GUAUUCAAUCUUUCAUGGUCUUUCUCUGUUGUUUCUGCAGUUUCUUUCAUACCCACAAAGAAAAAUUGGAUUGUUUCUCCAUUAAUCAAUAGAAAAGCAAACAUAUACCAUUCUUUUCAUCGGUAUAUAUCAUAUGCAUCCUCGUUUUCAGAAUGCAUACCGACUGUUCGCAGGAAUUACCCAGAGACAGCGUUUUACUCGAAAUUCAAUAUAUAGCUCGUAUCACAGUUCCUUGUCCUCGAGCCCUUCGUAUUUUGAAGACCCAUUUGAGAUUUUUGGUGAAAAUGAAUGUGUAAUAUCUUGGACUUCUAGAAUAUCCAGUUUGGUAAGGAGAAAUAAGCCGGGACAGGCCAUUGGGUUGUUCAAAACAAUGCUUAUGAAUGAUCACAAACCGAAUUACGUGACAGUGUUGAGCAUUAUACAGGCUGUCAAUGUUCUUGGUUCGGAAGACAUGACACAAGAAAUUCAUGGGUUGGUGAUCGUAAUGGGGUUUGAUUUGGAAGUAUCAGUUGUAACAGCUCUUUUAGGAGUUUACUCUGUUUGGGACAUGGAAGCUGUGUUGAAAUUGUUUGAUGACAUGCCAUAUAAAGAUGUAGUUUUGUGGAGCGCAAUGAUUUCUGUAUGUGUGAAGAAUGGGAAAUAUAUUGAAGCCUUUGAAUUUUUCAGGCAAAUGCAAUUUUAUGGCUUGCAACCAAAUCAUGUGAGCAUUGUAAGCAUACUGCCUGCUUGUGUUGAUCUUAAUGUUUUGCAAUUUGGAAAACAGGUACAUGGGUGUUCUAUCAAAAAGGCAUAUUAUUCGCAUACAAAUGUUCAAAACUCACUUGUAAAUGUAUAUGCAAAACAUAGGAAUUUUGAGUCCUCAAUUCAGAUUUUUAACAGGAUUUCAAAGAAGGAUAUCAUUUCUUGGAGGAGUAUGAUUCAUGGGUGUAUUGAAAAUGAGUGCCCCCAAAUAGCACUGAAUUUGUUUUCUGAAAUGCGAUCUUCUGGCUUUGAACCAGAUGAAACUAUUAUCGGGGAAGUGAUUGGAGCAUCUUUACAAGCAGAAAAACUUGAGUUUGGACUGGGAUCUCAUGGCCUUGUUUUGAAAUGUGGGUUUUUGGCUUUUGUUUCCACAGCGACUGCGCUUCUUCAAAUGUAUGCAAAAGUUGGUGAAGUGGGGUCAGCCAAAAUUGUAUUUAAUCAACUCCAUCCAAAAGAUCACAUUGCUUGGAGUGCAAUGAUAUCAGCUUAUGCUCAAACUGGACACCCAUGUGAUGCUUUUGAUACAUUUAAACAGAUGCAAUUAGCAAAUGAAAAGCCUAACGAGAUCACUUUCGUAAGUCUAUUACAAUCCUGUUCUUCAGUUGCUACUCAUGAAAUUGGGGAAAGCAUACAUGCUCAUGUAACGAAAGCAGGCUAUUCCUCCAACACCUUUUUUAUAUCAUCAUUGAUUGAUCUAUAUUGUAAAUUAGGCAGAUUAAGGCAAGGGAUGGCUCUUUUUAAUGAAAAUCCUACUACAGAUCUUAUAUGUUGGAGUUCAAUGAUCAACGGGUAUGGGAUGAAUGGGUGUGGAGAGGAGGCUCUUGAGUGUUUCUCAAACAUGUUGAGGUGUGGAAUAAAACCCAACAAUGUUGUUUUUAUUUCUGUCCUGUCUGCUUGCAGUCACUGUGGGCUUGAAUACGAGGGUUGGAACUGGUUUUAUGCAAUGAAAGAAAAGUAUGGUAUUGUUCCAAAGCUUGCACACUAUGCUUGCAUGGUGGACAUGCUUAGCCGUCAAGGAUAUGUAGAAGAAGCCCUUGAAUUUGUGAACAAAAUGCCCAUUGAGCCUGAUAAGCGAAUAUGGGGAUCUCUUCUUGCUGGAUGUAGAAAAACUCGUGGUUCUAUUGAUAUUGCAGAACUUGUGGCACAACAGCUCAUUGGUUUGGACCCAACAAACACCAGCUACUAUGUGAUUUUGUCAAACUUGUAUGCAGAACAGGGUAGAUGGAAAGAUGUGGAGAAAUUGAGAAAAUUACUAGAUGAGAAGGGAUUGAAGAAAGAGAUAGGAUAUAGCAUGAUUGGAUCCGAAUUAUAGGAAGGAUAUUAAUCAAGCUGAUUUUCUGCAGACUGCAGCUGGCUGAUCUCCAGACAGAGUAUAUUAUUGUUUUGUUCAAUUAACCUUGUUAAUUGUUGAAAAUAACCCUGUAC
Messenger RNA from Ilex paraguariensis (yerba mate), 2166 nucleotides. NCBI's taxonomy places the organism in Eukaryota, Viridiplantae, Streptophyta, Magnoliopsida, Aquifoliales, Aquifoliaceae. The record is from the annotation of a GenBank genome assembly.